This is a messenger RNA of Soboliphyme baturini, 426 nucleotides long. Lineage: Eukaryota; Metazoa; Nematoda; Enoplea; Dioctophymatida; Soboliphymatidae. The record is from the annotation of a GenBank genome assembly.
GAUGAAUGCAAAGAAGUCUUCAGUCUCUACGAUGAAGAGGGGGACGGCAAAAUUGAUGCCACUAAUAUUGGGGACGUAGUUAGGGGUCUUGGGCUAAAGCCAACGAAUGCCAUGAUUCACAAGGCAGCUGGGGAGCAGUACAAAAGAAAAGGAGAAAAACGAAUUUCUUUUGAAGAAUUCAUGCCCAUUUAUCAGCAACUUACAAAAGCGAAGGAAGUAGGCACCACAAACGACUUUAUCGAGGGACUGCGUGUGUUUGACAAAGAAGAAACAGGCAAGAUUAUGGCACAUGACCUUAGGCACGUUCUCAUUGCAGUGGGUGAAAGGCUAACAGAAGAACAAGCGGAGGAAAUAAUGGAAGGUGUUGAAGAUUCAGAAGGCCUUUCACUUAUUGCAAGCCUUGUUCCCGAUGUCUGUAAUUCAUGA